AUGAAUGUUGUCAAUGAGAUGAUGAUGGUCGCAGGCGCGUAUAAAUUACAGGACCAUAAAUCCGACCAUCAGAUAGCUCAAGUUUUAGUAACUAGAUUUACCGGGCAACUCAAAGACUGGUGGGACAAAUAUCUCGACGAAACAACUCGCCAACAGAUAUUAAACCACUAUGUCGUUAGGCCAACUACUCAAAUCAUCAAAGAAGAAGGUCCAUCAACUAGGACCGAAGUACAACAUGAAAGGGUAGAGGAUGCUGUCAACACCCUCACAUAUACCCUCAUAGAAUUCUUCGUCGGCGACCCUCUGAAAUACCAGGAGAGAUCUGCCGAAAUACUCAUGAAUCUGAAAUGCCCUACCUUAGGUGAUUUCAGGUGGUACAAAGACAUAUACUUCAGCAAAGUUCUUAUUAGAACAGAUAGUUCGUUGGAAUUCUGGAAAGAGAAUUUCGUCAAUGGACUACCAAAACACUUCUCAAGGAGGAUCAAAGAUGGUCUUAAGACAAAAUACAAUGGAACAAUUCUAUGGCAGACUUUGUCAUACAGAUCCAUAGCAUCCUUCAUCAUAGAAGAAGGACUCAGACUUUGUAAUGAGUCAAAGAUUCAAAACAAGCUUAAUUCUUCGAUAUCAAACAGAAAAGAGCUUGGAAGAUUUUGCGAUCAAUAUGGAUGCAAGGAGAUAGAAGCUCCCUCAACCUCCAGACGAAAGAAGGUUAAGACACAUCCAAAACCUUAUCAUUCAUACAGGCCUAGAGAAGCAUAUCGAAAUAAACCCGUGCAGUCUCAAAAGCCAACGUAUUCAAGAAGAAGGUAUACUCCUACAAAACCCCAUAAAGGAAAGAAAAGGAAAACUUGCUUCAAAUGUCGAGAGGAAGGACAUUAUGCUAAUAAGUGUCCAAUUAGAGGAAAGAUCAAUGAGUUGGAUAUAGAGCUGAAAAAUUAG
Molecule: messenger RNA, 939 nt
Organism: Cucurbita moschata (crookneck pumpkin)
Lineage: Eukaryota; Viridiplantae; Streptophyta; Magnoliopsida; Cucurbitales; Cucurbitaceae
Exons: 1
Coding region: 1-939 (312 amino acids)
Molecular function (GO): zinc ion binding; nucleic acid binding
Source: RefSeq, a predicted model, not a curated record